AAUGACAGAGAGAGAAAGAGAGAAACUGAGAGUAAGUGUGUGUGUGAGAGAGAGCAGCUCUUCAUUAAGUCUGUCCACCAGCAGCACACAAAUAAAGCAGAAUGAUCCACAUCUGUGAUCAUAAACUUCUCAUAUUUAACCUGCUGCUCAUCAUGUCAGUGGUGGCAUGUGAGAUGAAGAAGAUCUUGACUUUCACUGCUUAUGAAGGAGGAAGAGUUGAAAUACAGUGUCCCUAUGAGUCUGGAUAUGAAACAUAUAAUAAAUAUCUCUGCAGAGGAAAAUGUCCAAUACUGAAUAAAGACAUUCCUGUUGAAUCUAGAUCUGCAGCUAAAGACGAGAGAUUCUCUCUGACCGAUAACACAGUGACCCACAUCUUCACCGUCACCAUCACUGAUCUGAGAACAGAUGAUCAAGGCCAAUACUGGUGUGCUGUGGAGACAGGAAAGGGAAAAUAUGAUGACUAUACGGAGAUUUACCUGGAAAUUAAACAUGUGUCUAAUGUGUCUGCUAUGACCGGAGAGCGUCUAAACAUCAGCUGCCAUUAUGAAAGUGAUUUGAACAAUCAUGUCAAAUUCAUCUGCAAAGGAAGUGACCCGUCCCUCUGUGAGACAUCGUCUAUCAAAGUUUCAUCGGAGACAAACAGUAACGGUCGAUUCUCUCUGAGGGAUGAUGAAUCUGCAGGAGUUUUUACUGUGACCAUCACUGAUCUGACACAAGAGGAUUCUGGGAUAUACUGGUGUGGAGCUGUAGAGAGAGGAAAAGAGCUCAAGAACAAGUGGAUUUCAGCCAUAGAUCUGUUCAUUUAUGACGACCGUCAUGCAUUAAACCAAGUCACAUCAGAGUCACCUAAACCAACCACAACAGCUUCAGAUCACAGCAGUAAACCAGCGACAGCAGAUACUGCAUCUAACAGACCCGUCACAUCUGUAUUUCCUUCAUCAUCAACAACAUCAUCUUCAGCGUUACUGAUGCUCUCAUCGUCUAAUAAUGCAGCGUCAUCAAAACCAGAAUCAGGUUUUACCAUGAUCGUCAUGUUGAUGGUCAUAGGGAUCCUGACAGGGUUUGGAUUCUCACUGUUCAUGUACUUCAGAUGUAGACAAAAGAAAGAAGGAAAUCAGCCCAGAGAUGUCGUUCAAGGCCCGACUGAGCAUCUGCCCAACGGAGAUAAUGAACCAAACAGAGAAGUCUCUGAUUAUGAAAACAUCAGUUACACUCUUGAUAAUCCUGUCUACAGUUCGGUCCUUCCUGUGUUUGAUGAACACAACGCCGCUGUUUAUGCUUUAGCACAAUUACCCAGCAGCCCCUCUGACAAUCUCACCUACUCAUCCAUCAAAUUUUCAGCUACACCUCACUUCUGACGGGCAGGAAACAUGCACCACCGUUAGACCAUAAAGACUCAAGGUUGAUUAAACCUGAAUCACACCAAACUAAGAAUGAAACUCCUCGAUCUCACUUGCUUUGUGAUUUUUAAAUCUGUGGACUUGCUGUUAUUUUGAAUAAAUCAUUAUUUGAGACAUAA
Molecule: messenger RNA, 1519 nt
Organism: Ctenopharyngodon idella (grass carp)
Lineage: Eukaryota; Metazoa; Chordata; Actinopteri; Cypriniformes; Xenocyprididae
Product: CMRF35-like molecule 8
Exons: 7
Coding region: 102-1358 (418 amino acids)
Source: RefSeq, a predicted model, not a curated record